CCAUCGAAGACUUCGCCAUCGUGAAGCCCAUCAGCCGCGGAGCCUUCGGGAAGGUCUACCUGGCCCGCAAAAGGGGGAAACUCUACGCCGUCAAGGUAGUAAAAAAAGCUGAUCUGAUCAAUAAGAAUAUGGUCCAUCAGGUGCAGGCGGAGAGAGAUGCCCUGGCUCUCAGUAAAAGUCCUUUCAUUGUGCACUUAUACUACUCACUUCAGUCUGCCAACAAUGUCUACUUGGUAAUGGAGUAUCUCAUUGGUGGAGAUGUUAAAUCUCUUCUUCACAUAUAUGGUUAUUUUGAUGAAGAAGUGGCAAUAAAGUAUAUUUCUGAAGUAGCGCUGGCUCUUGAUUACCUUCACCGACAUGGGAUAAUCCACAGAGACCUAAAGCCAGACAAUAUGCUGAUAUCUAACGAGGGGCACAUUAAGCUGACAGACUUUGGACUGUCAAGAGUUACUCUGAACAGAGAACUAAAUAUGAUAGACAUCCUCACUACACCAUCCAUGUUGAAACCUAAGCAAGACUAUUCACGCACUCCUGGACAAGUGUUGUCUCUUAUCAGCUCCUUUGGUUUUUAUACCCCAGUUGGAGGGAAGGUGUACACGCCUAGUCCAAGCCUUAUUUGUGCAGAUACAUCUCAGCUUUCUGGAGGAUUUGUUUCCCCCCUUUCUGUAAGUCACAAAGAGUACCCUUCUACAUCGAGUAAGCUACUGAGAGCAUGCACCAAUUCUUCAGCUGUGACACCCGGAAAGCCUGUGAGGAGUCUGACGCCAACUCUGCUUCAGUCCAGGAGAAGGUAUGGGAUUUCUAGUGCCAGCAGCCAUUCCCGCACCCAGUUGUCCAGCACAGAAUCAGAGUGCUGCAGCAGCCCCAGGUGGGAGAAAGACACACAGGAAGCGGAAGACCUCCUUCUCUCUGCCGCAGGCAAAGCGGAUGCAGCAGAGAAGCCUGAAAAUACAGGUGUGCUGCUCAUCAGUGGCACUAAAGGGUUAAAGAGAAAGGCGCUGGAGUCUACCAUAUCUCCUAUUAGCAGCAAUGAUUCCGGGAGCAGGCUUGAUGGAAAGACUGAGCACUUUAACCUAUGUGACACUUCUGUAAGGAGUUGUGAUAUGAAAGACCUGGUCCGAAAAUGUCUUUCAGGAUAUAAAGAAUGGGACGAAAAGUUCUCUGCAGAAAACACUGCUCUGGCAAAGGAGGCCGCAAAAUCCUCUAAUUGCCACCUAUCCCCUUUGGGUUUGGGCAAUCUUGUGAAAGAAAGGAAAGAGGAGGCGAUGUUGGCGGUGCCAGGUGUCAAAAGGUGCUUUGAAUUAGUUGACACCAGCCCUUCUCAAGCACUUAUCCCUGUUAAAAAAACGAAUGCAGAAUACAAACGUGGCUGUCAAAUCAUUGAGAUUCCAGAAAAACAAAGCACUGGUUUAACAACCGAAAUCUGUCGCUUAAAACUUGAUGGAUGCCUGCAAGAGACCUGCACAAAUGAAGGUCCAGCAAAAGACUGCAGUUGCACUGAACAAAACAGGGGUAGCAAACCAGCUACUUCCUUAAUAGCAAAGAACCUUAUGCACGACCUAGAUGCGGAUUGUGAAAAGGAUGGGAAAAAAGAGCACACAAACGCCAGUUUCUUAUGUAUUGAUGAUGAAAGGCCUUUAGCAAGCAUGAGCGUGGACUCUGAUCUAUCCCUGCCAGAAGUGUCCGCUGCAGGGAGUCAAAUAGAAAAGCACUUUUCCAGUUUAGAUGGGAGCAUUAAAGAUCUCACCUUUGAGGAACUAAAACCAGAGGCCAUGUCAGCAACAUCGCCUUCCUGCCCAUGCGCCUUGCCGAAAGGUGAGGAGAUGCUUGCUGUCCAGGAGAGCAAACCAGUGCAUCAUGAUCGGGACAAGAGUUUGAAAAGUGUAACUGAAGCACACGCUGACAUCCAUUCUUCUUCAGCAAUGGAGAUGUUGAAAACGCUGAACCAGUUAAAGAAAAAUGUGGUUGCCUUUCGGAGUUACAACAGUCAAAUCAAUACGUCGAAUAUGUCUGAGCCUUCAAGAAUUAGCAUGCUGUCUGUAGAAGGCAUGGAUAUCUCUGCUUGUAGUGGCUCUUAUCCGAUGACUAUUACACCUGCGCAAAAGGGGACUCCCUAUAGAGUAUAUCAGACCCCUCAGGGAAAUGCUGAUACACCCUACAGGACCCCAAAGAGUGUCCGAAGAGGGGCUGCCCGAGUAGAGGGAGAACGCAUUUUAGGAACCCCAGAUUACUUGGCACCUGAGCUGCUCUUAUUAAAGGCCCAUGGUCCUGCAGUAGACUGGUGGGCACUUGGAGUUUGCUUCUUUGAAUUUUUAACCGGCAUUCCACCAUUCAAUGAUGAAACGCCACAGCAAGUAUUCCAGAAUAUUCUGAAAAGAGAUAUUCCAUGGCCUGAAGGUGAAGAGAAGUUGUCGGAUAAUGCUCAGAAUGCCAUAGAUAUUCUUUUAACCAUUGAGAGUAAUAAACGAGCUGGACUCAAGGAGCUGAAAAUUCACCCUCUUUUUCACGGUGUGGACUGGGAUAACCUGCAUCAUCAAACCAUGCCUUUCAUACCUCAACCAAAUGAUGAAACAGACACUUCUUACUUUGAAGCUAGAAAUAAUGCUCAGCAUCUAACAGUGUCUGGAUUCAGCCUGUAGUAUCAAAAAAUUUUGGAAUUUUCCAGUGGGUUUCACAUUUAUAAAGCUUCCUAACACUAGUUUAACUCCUGAUUUUCUAACCAUCCUGUUUUUAAAAUCAGACCAGCUUUUAUUUUUUUUCUUUACAAGAUUAAUUGAAAUGUUUAAUUCUAAAAAGGUUCUGACCCAUACUUUUAUUCUAGUUACUGCACCUUAUGUAAAUCUUACUAUGUAUAUAACGGUGGUAUGUCACUUUAACACUGAACAAAAUGUGGUUUUCUGCUGCUAUGGAGUAUUUCUAAUGUUGGGAGGAGGAGCUGUCUUUACCGUCAAGCAUAACUGGGAGAGUGAAUGCAAAGUAAUGUAUUUAUGUGCCUGUAAUUCAAAAAAAUCCAGUCAUGUAAGGGAUUGACUUUUUAGUGUUAGAAUCUUUUUGAAACUGAUUUUCAGACCACUUUGCAGCUACACUUUUAGUGCAGCUCAAAUAUGUUUCGAUCCCUCUAUGUGCCUGUCCUUCUGAAACACAAGAUUUUGAACAUUUUAGAUAAUUUAUAUACUGCCUGUUCUGCUGCUAAAUGAUCAGUGCUCUGUUGUUUCUAUUUUUAUUGUCAAUGUCUGUUUUUCCCACACAGAUUAGCUACAGAAAUUGUUGCAAAAAAUAAUAAUGCCAAUAACAAAAAACCAAGCAGGUUUUAAUUGAUCUACUUUGGUUUCUGAAUUAAACAUGUUAAAUAAAUACUGGGAAUUAGAGGUUCAUUUGGUCAUUUUUAUAAUCCAGCUAUUUAAAAUUGUCUAAUCAAAAUAUUAGUAUUAACAAGUGUAGA
This is a messenger RNA of Elgaria multicarinata webbii, 3442 nucleotides long. RefSeq names its product microtubule associated serine/threonine kinase like (gene MASTL). Gene Ontology annotation, biological process: intracellular signal transduction; peptidyl-serine phosphorylation. NCBI's taxonomy places the organism in Eukaryota, Metazoa, Chordata, Lepidosauria, Squamata, Anguidae. Bases 129 to 2639 code for a protein of 836 amino acids. The transcript has 12 exons. The record is from RefSeq and is a predicted model, not a curated record. Gene Ontology annotation, molecular function: protein serine/threonine kinase activity; ATP binding.